Molecule: messenger RNA, 2037 nt
Organism: Salvia hispanica
Lineage: Eukaryota; Viridiplantae; Streptophyta; Magnoliopsida; Lamiales; Lamiaceae
Product: RNA polymerase II transcription elongation factor
Biological process (GO): transcription elongation by RNA polymerase II
Cellular component (GO): super elongation complex
Molecular function (GO): transcription elongation factor activity
Source: RefSeq, a predicted model, not a curated record
AGAAAGAAGGCGAGGAGAAGAGCAACAAUAGUAGAGACACCGCCCUGUCUACCGGAGCCGCCACCGCUGCUAUGGGCUGAUUCUUUCACCUUCAUCACCAGUUCGGGUCACUUUCCGCAAUGCAUUACUCGCCUUUGACGAAUUCUUUUAUGCCUGCCGAAUGCCGAUUGCUGGCUGUAGUUUAGAGAAAUUGCUCUGCCUCACUGUGUUUCAUAAACGAUAUGUGAUUUGAAAUUAUACAUGCCAUAUAAUGUGUAUAAACUCAAUCGGCACUAUCGCCAGUCUUGUUGUGAAUCCUGUUAAGUUUUCCAUGAACAAUUUGACUGAUUUUCUAGGGGAGUACCAAAUUGUCUGAAUUUUUCUGCUAGCCUGAUAGCAUCAGAAGGUGCUUUUUUUUGGAAAAAGUAUCUCCGAGUCCUUUAAUGGAAUUCUUCUUCCUUGGAUCGAUCCAACUGUUUUAGGGGAAAAAAAGUAUUGAUUGUGUAGUACACUAGUGUUAGAUGGUGUUAGGCCUAUUGAUGGUAGAGUGACUGCAUUUGGAUAAGGAAGCUACGUUUCGUUAUGAAUGACAAAGUUGAAUUAUUUGCCAAAUAGUUUAUGCCGUUUGUUCUGCUACUCAGGAAUGAGCUGCUUUAAUCGGAUGCUUGAAUACCUUGGAUAUAUAAAAUUACAGUUAAUGCCAAAGGAAGUUAGAUUAUGGCAAAGCCAUGAAUGGUUGAAGCUUACCAUCGGUCGAUUCCAACCACGUCAGAAUCAUCUGCGUUGAAUAACGUAUAUUUGGUCAGACAUUGCGCUACAAAAUAUAUAGAAUGACUGGGAUGAACCAUUCGAGUGAACCGAGCACUGCACCCCAAGCUGAUCAGUGGUACAACAUAACCCUAGGCUCCUCAUUCCACGAUCACAAUCCCUCAAAAUUCUGCACCUUUCGCUAUGAGUUCAAGCCAGCAUCAAUCGAUAAGAAUCAGCGGGGCACCCUGCAUAAGAACAAGGAUAAUAAGGUCUCCGUGGAGUUUCAGAAUAUACAACCUGGGAAGCCUAAGGUAACCUUCGAGGGCACUAGUGAAGAUUGCAAGGAUAAUGAUGCUGUUCUUUUCUUUGAUGGAGAGUCAUUUAGAUUGGAGCGGGUGCACCGCGCUGUGAAACGAUUGAGGCAUAAUCGGAAGAUGGGUGAAUAUGCAGGGCCAGGGCCAGGGCCAGGGGUUGCAUCAGUUGGAGUGGCUGAUGCAAGUUCACCACUGAUUGCAAGAGGGAUUAAGCAUCAGCCUUUGAACAAGGACCCAUAUCCUGCUCUGCCUGUUGAAGUUGAACGAAUUGAGAUUGGAAACUUCAAAUGCUCGGAUGCAAAACCUAGACCGGAAAAGGCUGUUCAAAUCCAUGUAGCACAGCCAGAUUCAUCAAACCUGUCACCGGAGUUGAAGAUUGAUGACCAAGAUGAAGAAGAUCUUGAUAUAAUGAAUGUGGAUGAAGAUGAUGGUAACGCAGGAGCUGAUGGAGGCACUAUCGAAGUAAAAGAGCUUGAUUUUGACAUCAUACCACAUCAAACUGAUACGGAUGAGGAUAUUGUUGAUAUUGAUAUAAGCGAUGACGGAGGUGAUAAGGAACCAAAUGCUGCAGAAGCACUCGGAGCACAGGUCAAUGCAGAAGCAAGAGAAGGCCAGACUUCGAGCUCCAGUAGCAGUAGUGGGAGUGAUAGCAGCGGCAGUGGCAGCGGAAGCGGCAGCAGGAGUAGCAGCGACAGCGAGAGUAGCGAUGCUGAUUCGGUUACCUCCAUUUGAACAACCCAUAAAUUAGAAUGCCUCUUCAUAUUGGUAUUUCUGUAUACAGAUAAACAUUUUAUUCUUUUGCUCCAAAUUAAUGGAGUACUGUAGUAAUUUUAAAUUAGUUUUUUUUUUUUUUUAAUGAACCAGCUGUACUAGUUAGUUUAGUGGGUUCGCAUAACAAAUAGAUUGGUUUAAGAUAGUACUAAUAUCAUGUAUUAGAGUUAAGGUUAGGGUUAGACUGGCAUAAGUUUGAGGCAGUUUACCAAUAAAGUUUGAA